Ceraceosorus bombacis is the source of this 1652-nucleotide messenger RNA. NCBI's taxonomy places the organism in Eukaryota, Fungi, Basidiomycota, Exobasidiomycetes, Ceraceosorales, Ceraceosoraceae. The record is from the annotation of a GenBank genome assembly.
AUGCAGGGCCAGCGAGUUAUCGACGAUGAGCACAUCCAGUCACACUCACCUGCUUCAGCUGCUGCCUUGCAGCAGGGCAGCACGGGCCAGGCUGACUACUCCCAUCAUCAUCAGCCGAGUCAAGGGGUAGAGGCAGGUGCAGGUGCGGGUGCGGAGGCAGAGGCAGAGGCAGGGGCAGAGCAGAUGACCCAUGCUCCCGUCUUCUUUCCUGCCAGCUACCCUUCCGCUCCGUCCGGCAGCGGCGACUCUCCUUCCACUUCCACUGGCAUAUAUGCGCCCUACAAUCCACCACACUAUCCUAUUCAGCACGAUUCGCACAUUCACUUUCUUGACCUUCCUCACACUGCAGCUCAGGCUGCUGCGAGCCCGACAGAGCAACAUUCUGCAGCAGCACCGGAUCCGACUCCGGCGCGCUUCGUCGUCGCCAACGGCUCAGCUACAUCCCCUUCCGACGCUCUCACGCCCUCCACUUUGGCUUCACCCGUCGUCGAGCGCGAGAUCGAGGCGCAGCAGGCGGUCGAUGCGGAGCGGACUACACCGCAGACUGCGAGCAAGCGAGACAGAGAGGCUGAGCUGCAAGGACCGAUCACAUCGCGCCAUGACCAGCGAUUCACGCAUGGUUACGCUCGUCUGCUGUUGCACGAGAGCGACCAAUUCAUGCAACACCUACGACCAGGCAUCGUCUCUGCACGUCAAGUCGAGCAGUACGAGUACUUCGGCUCCGACCUGCACAAGUAUCGCUGCAAACGCAAACGAGCACGUCGUCGCGGCAACUCGUCUGAGCUAUCCAGCGAUUCGGAUGCAUCCCGCUCCGAUUCGUCCAUCGCUUCUUCCAACGACGAGUCUGCCUGGACGUUGGAAGAGUUGGAGAGAUUGUGGCCCGCUCUGGCUCGUCACUCCAAGCAGAGACCAGACCUGAUAGCAGACGACGUGGGAAAGCCAAUCCAGCAGAUCUGCCUGCUCAUAGGUCUGCUGGAACAUCGACGAACCGCUGGGCAAGACAAUCAUAGCUUGCGGCAAAGGGCUAACACGGUGCAUCGAAGGAUGCCACAAGCUGUCGAAGUGAGCCGCGAGUGGCUCGAGGUGGAAGAGGCUCAGGCAAAGGCGAUACACGUGCGCGAAGCUUGGCUGCUCAAUAAGCUCGCAUGCGAAGAGGCACAUGAUGCCCCUUCGAGUCGAAUGCAGCACGAUUCCGACGCACAAGUCGUCGCUGGACCUUCCACCAUCUCCUUGGCGCCCAUGAUGAUGGGGGCCGGGGAGGUAAUGAUGAGCAGCGAGGCUUCAAUGCCAGCUCAUGGCGAUGCCCAGACAACGAUGCAGGAGCUAUCCGAUAGCAUGCAUUUGCCCAUCAGCUGGGACGAGCAGGUGCGCAAUUGCUGCCUCUUUCUGCGGCACGCAUUGCAAAGGCAAGAGAAGCAGGUGGUGGAUCAAGCACGGCAGCCACCUGCCAUACACUCGAUACGCGAAGCCAUCCUGAUACUCUGCUCCACAUCUAGUGUCAUUGGCAGCUACCUCGACUUUGCCAAGACGCACCCUGUGCCGCGAUGGGAGACAAAGGCGGCGACCACACGAUAUCUGCAACCCGUGCCCGAACAAAACGAGAGCUUUUGGUCCACCGCUACAGACUUGGGCUUGCUAUUCUGGACGGAUGA